Egretta garzetta (little egret) is the source of this 2331-nucleotide messenger RNA. RefSeq names its product potassium channel tetramerization domain containing 20 (gene KCTD20). Gene Ontology annotation, biological process: positive regulation of phosphorylation. Gene Ontology annotation, cellular component: cytoplasm. The transcript has 8 exons. Gene Ontology annotation, molecular function: protein binding. The record is from RefSeq and is a predicted model, not a curated record. NCBI's taxonomy places the organism in Eukaryota, Metazoa, Chordata, Aves, Pelecaniformes, Ardeidae. Bases 733 to 2184 code for a protein of 483 amino acids.
AUCACUGCUCCCAGCCUGCGGGAGAUGGUAGUCCCCUCGCCGGGCUGUAGGAUGUGGCUCGCUCAGAAAGACCUAAAUGUACGUAUUUGAAAGUGAGGAAAUGCAUUUACGUGCAGCUUUGCCGUCAGACUUGAGGAGCAGUGAUAAACAGCUGGGUUUGAGAUGGUUAGCUUUGAAUGUGCUGUGCAAGAUACUGAAACCAGUCUAAUUAUGUCUGUUACCUAGUGUUGGAUGAGCAAGGGGGAAACUGGAUUUCUGUUUACUGGUGAUCAUAGAACUGUGGAGAGUUUAGUACAUUAGGGCUGUGCUAUAUUUAAAUGGUACCCUGUCUGUCAAAUGUCCCUAUUACAAAAUGUUCUUUGCCAAGAUCAUGCCUCUCCUUUUAAAAGCUGGUUUUGAAACUCUCGAUUGUUUACAGAAAAUUGGUUAAUAUGCCCUGGCUGCGGUAUCUGUAUCUGUCUUCACUGUGCGCUGUUAAGUCAUUCCAAGACCAUUUUAAAGGUGUUGUGGACAACUAUGGGAAAUGCCAUUUCACCACUUGUAGAGUGGAAUUAUUGCAUUUCUGAAAGAUUAAACCAUAUUAAUGCAGAAGAUAGACUCUUCUGCAGUCUCUCACCCUAUGUGUUGCAGACACUUAGUGCUAUCUUUAAUUAGGAGGCUGGCACAGCUGAAUUAAAAAUAACAAUUCAAAACAAAACUUCCUGUGAACUCAGGCCAGACAGAUUCACAGCCAUGAGACUUAAAAGCUUUGCUUAUCCCCAGGGCAGCUGGAGCCCUGUUAAUGACCAUACCGGCAUCCUCGUGCUGCCCCAGCGAUGUCCCGCAGAUGGAAGAGGCAUUCACCCGCUGGUGUUGAGUGUGCCGAGACUUCUGGCCAUCUCUUCUCUUAGGAAACGCAACCAGCUCCUCACGUCACGGAGGCCCAGCAUGAAUGUUAACUGUGCUGGUGGGACAGACUGGUCAAGAAAUCCGGAGUCCAAUUGCUCUGUGGAAAACAUAACUGUAGCAGUUCAUGAGUCAGAAGAAAGUAAUGUGGUGCUAGGAGGUCACAGCCCUGCUGCAGUUCCCAGGACUGAGGGUUUAGAUUCUGAAUGCCGACACACUGCUUGUCCAGUAAAUCCUCAGAUCAGUAGCAUGUUGUCUGCUCCUGAAGACACGCACAACUCUCAUUUCCAAGAUGGAAAUAAGAGACAGACAGAAUAUUUUAAUACCCAGGAACGCCAUGGAUGCUGUGCUUCAUCUUCAAGCGGCAAUUCACAAACAGUGGCUCCCGAGAAAGUGACCCUUGUGGUAGAUGGCACUCGCUUUGCAGUGAAUCCACAGAUUUUCACUGCUCACCCCGAUACCAUGCUGGGAAGAAUGUUUGGACCAGGAAGAGAAUACAAUUUCACCAGGCCAAAUGAAAAGGGAGAGUAUGAAAUCGCAGAAGGAAUUAGCUCAGCUGUGUUCCGGACUGUGCUGGAUUAUUACAAAACUGGAAUCAUUAACUGCCCUGAUGGGAUUUCCAUCCCAGACCUUCGAGACACAUGUGAUUACCUCUGCAUAAACUUUGAUUUCAACACAAUCAAAUGUCAAGAUUUAAGUGCUCUGUUACAUGAGCUCUCCAACGAUGGUGCUCACAAGCAAUUUGAUAGCUACCUGGAGGAGCUAAUUCUGCCUAUAAUGGUGGAUAGCGCAAGGAAAGGGGAACGUGAAUGCCAUAUUGUUGUGCUGACGGAUGAAGACACUGUGGACUGGGAUGAAGAUCAUCCACCUCCAAUGGGAGAGGAGUACUCUCAAAUCCUUUACAGUUCCAAGCUGUACAGAUUCUUCAAGUACAUUGAGAACCGCGAUGUUGCAAAAGCUGUAUUAAAGGAGCGGGGCCUGAAAAAUAUCCGCAUUGGCAUUGAAGGAUAUCCCACCUGUAAAGAGAAGGUGAAGAGGAGGCCUGGUGGCCGGUCAGAAGUGAUAUACAACUACGUUCAACGGCCAUUCAUCCAGAUGUCAUGGGAAAAGGAAGAAGGCAAAAGCCGUCAUGUUGAUUUCCAGUGUGUCCGGAGCAAAUCUCUAACAAACCUAGUCACUGUGGGCGAUGAUGUUUCGGAGGACCAUGAGGUUAUAAUGCAUCAUCCCCCACAAGUAGAUGAACUCGACAGGCUAAACGCACCAUUCUCCCAAAUGGCUGUUAAUGAUCUACCAGAUUAGUCCUGGCUCAGGGUGGGAACAUCUCGGCAUAGUUUCAUCCCAGGUGAUGGAACACAGACUCCUGCAAGGUGCUUUAUCCUCAUUCAUGCUCUUACUACAUUGUCAUAUUUCAAGCAUGUUAAUAAAGAGCCACACUCCAUAGUCUAA